AAAGAACAACGGAUGGUCGUGAUACCGGAAAAAAGAAAAUUUUUCAAAAAGUGAAAUUCAAAAACGAAUGAAAACAAAUAAAAAAACAACAAUUUUAUUGCAAAAAUAAAUCACACUUUAUGUGUUUCAAAAUCAAACGGUUUAACUGAUAAAAUGCAUUAAAGCAAAAGAAACCGAAAAUAAAACUAAUAAAUUUGAAUUGAUUGUAAAUUAAUAAAAAAACUAAAAGAUUCAGUAAAAAAUUGUCUACCAAUACUUUUGUUCACUCACUCCUUUAGAACUUAAACACCUCAAGUGUUUCCAAGCGAUCAAGUGUGCGAGUUUGAUAUUUUGAUCUACUAAUGUAUCAAAAUCCUGCCAAUAAUAACAUUUUAGUUGGAGGAGGAGGAGCCGGUGGCGGUGUGACAUCUAAUAAUCCAAACGCUCAAAUUAUGGAUCCAAUUCAACAGCAGCAGCAACAACAACAGAAUAUUAAUUUUAAUGGAAUGCAACCACAACAGCAACAACCCUCAAAUAACAACAAAAAUGUACGCAAGAAGCCCUACGUAAAAAUAACGGAACAGCCGGCAGGCAAAGCUUUGAGGUUCCGUUACGAAUGUGAAGGGCGUUCAGCUGGUUCUAUACCAGGUGUUAAUUCUACACCAGAAAACAAAACAUAUCCCACCAUUGAAAUUGUAGGCUAUAAAGGGCGUGCCGUAGUUGUUGUAUCAUGUGUCACCAAAGAUCAACCCUAUAGACCUCAUCCACAUAAUCUAGUCGGCAAGGAGGGUUGUAAGAAGGGUGUGUGUACGCUUGAAAUCAACUCAGAAACAAUGAGAGCCGUGUUUAGUAAUUUGGGUAUACAGUGCGUCAAAAAGAAAGACAUAGAGGCAGCGCUUAAAGCUCGUGAAGAAAUUCGCGUAGAUCCAUUCAAAACCGGAUUUGCGCAUCGGUUUCAACCCUCUAGUAUUGACUUGAAUUCAGUUAGGUUGUGUUUCCAAGUGUUCAUGGAGAGCGAUCAGAAGGGUCGUUUUACACAACCACUGCCGCCAGUGGUCUCUGAACCAAUUUACGACAAGAAGGCCAUGUCUGAUUUGGUCAUUUGUCGACUAUGUAGUUGUUCCGCCACAGUGCUGGGCAACACACAGAUCAUUUUGUUAUGCGAAAAAGUAGCCAAAGAAGAUAUUUCCGUACGUUUUUAUGAAGAAAAUAAUGGCAAAACGAUAUGGGAGGCAUAUGGAGAAUUUCAACAUACCGAUGUACACAAACAGACUGCCAUAGCAUUUAAAACGCCGAGAUAUCGCAAAAUUGAAAUAACAGAACCCGCGAAGGUGUUUAUACAACUGAAGCGACCAUCGGAUGGUGUUACGAGUGAACCACUUCCAUUUGAAUAUGUACCCUUGGAUUCAGGUAGGAAACGAUUUUUGGAUCUUCGUCGGAACCUCAAGAGGAAACCCGACUUAGAUAUUUUCCAAGAAAUUCUUGCUAGCGAGAUAAAGGAACAAGAACCAAUUUCCAAUGAAAAAAUGGAGGUGAUUGACUUAAAUACUCCAAUCGCUGAGGAAUUGCCAGCAUCUCAAUCUCAACAAUCUCAAGGCGACACUGUACUGACACCGACAUCUACGAACACAACGAACGUCGACGACGAAGAAGCCAAACGACGCAGUCAACAAGAAAUUGAUACAAUUAUUGAUGAGAAAAUGCGUGAACUUGAGCAACAGCAGCAUCUACAAACACCUCAAGAUCAAUGCGAUUCCUUGCAAGAAGUGGUGGAACUAUUAAAUGCUAGUCAACAGCACCCACAAGAGGGAAAUCAACAUUCAGUAAUGGAUACUAAUGAAAAAAUUACAGAAUGGAUGAAUUCAAAUGAAAUGCAAGAGUUGGAAAAUCCAACUAUUAAUGAAUCAAUGGAAACCAACACCACUUCAUCUACUACUACUGGAACGACUCAGGUGGCCGCCAAUGAUUCAGAUGAUAAGACACUAAGUGACCUGCUGGAACAGGUUGCCGAAUUGGAUGAUAUAUAUUCUGACCAUGUCAUACGCCGCGAUACCUAUAAUAGUACAUUGAUCAAUGAGUUAAAUGGCAUGGAUUCGUGUGUCCCAGCAACUGAUGGCACCCUAGUAGAUGGGGGCCAAACCGCAAUGGAGGUAGAAGAGAGUUUCGAUGAUGCUGCAACUUAUAGUAGUUUACAAAUUGCUUUUAAAAAUCCUAUUUCCAUACCAAUGGAAGAUAUUAUGCCACCUACACCACCAGCUUCUAAUUUACAGGCUGAUUUUGAAAAUGAUCACUACGAUCCAAUAGAAGUUAGAUCUAGUCCAGCAUCAGCAACCUCUUCACCUCCAGCACCCGUAGUCAAUAUUCAAAAACCCGAUAUUUUAGCUCAAUCUCAACCACAAUUACAAACGCCACCCAGACCAGCACCCCCAAAAAUCAAUUCACCUCAUAUGCAUGUUACGGCCGCCGAAGAAGAGAAAUUACCACCUCUACCACCAAAACGCCUACGCAAACAAGAUAGCAAUGCUGAAAAUCGCUCAAUUGAAGCGAAUAUUGGCGGCACUUUAGAUCGUAAAUCACGCCAACAAACUCCUAUUAUAAUUAUGAAAACGCCAGAUCAGUCUCCACCUACUAAACGUCUGCCACAAAAACCUGGUGCUGGUAAUUCCAGCACCUUGCCGAAACAAAAGAAACCGGGCUUCUUUUCCAAAUUAUUUUCACGACGUAAAAGCAAAUCUGAUCUUAGCCAAGCUGGUGACCAAACAGCUGGUUCAAAGGCCGGAUCCAAAGCAGCUAGUCCAACUGUGAGCCGAGAACCCAGCAUUGGUCAUUUCAAUUUGAAUGAUUCUAAUCGUGCAUCUAUGCGAUCAAUCAAGUCCUUACAGCCCAUAUCCUUGCCAAACUCUCCCGAGAAAAAGGUCCAAAAAGUGGGCAAACCGGUGGGUCGUAGUGUUAGUAGUGUUUCGGGAAAGCGUCCAGCUCACUUAAAUGCCAAUGUCAUACACAUUCCCCUUAAGGGUGACAGCGUCAGUAGUUUGCCUCAUCAAGAGGAAUAUUCCCAUGCCAGUACUCUAACACUCAGCAACACAUUAGAUCGCAAGACAGUAUCGGCUCUUCAACUAGCUGACAUACCGAUUUGUGAUGGCAAUAUGGAAUUGGUGGCCAUAACAGAUCGACAAAGUUUGCGAAAUUUAUGUGAGGGCGAAUUUAAUGUCCAACUUGAUCCCAAUGUCGAUUUAACAGAGGCUGAACAUUUUGCCUUGUACACUAGCAUACCUCCUCAAGCAACAGUCAGUGAAUUUGAUGAGACCUCCGCAUACUAUGCUCCAGUUGAUGCUGGCGAAAUUUUAACGCCCGAAGAGGUGGCAGAACGUUUAGUAGCUGCGAAUCGCAUAAAUUAAUUAAUUAGAAUUUGAGUGGCUGAGAAAUCUCUCCACUAGUGUUUAUUGUAUUUGUUGUCAAUGGACAAUGUAUAUUAUUAUUUUUUGUAUACAGAGAAUGAGAUUUAACGGUCCAUAUUAUAUAAAUGGAUUUUAAUUUUGGUGGUAGUAGACGUGGUGUUAAUGAAUUAGGACUCCGGUCUUAACUCCCAUCGUGUUUAUGUCUCUUUCUCUAACUCCCUAAAUACAUGCAUACAUAAAUAGAAUAAUAUGUAUGCAUGAAUAUGCACGAGCGAGUGGGUGAAUAUUUGGGCGAUUGUUUGUAAACGGAGCUGAAAUAUUGUAAUCAAUCUCACUCUCUCAGCGGCAUGUUGUUUUAAUUGGAUACACUUUUUAUUGUGUGUAAAAUUGUUAUACUGUUUGCAAAUAUUUGAUAUGUUAAUAUCCGAUCAUUUUUAUUUGAAAUUAAACUUGAUCACAUAUUAACAUUUUAAAUAUAUACAAGCUCUUGUUUUUUACUUAAGGUGCUCAGUCGUCGUCAUGAAAAAGAGCCCAUCGAAACCAAAUUGCAAUCGAAUAUUAAAAAAAAACUAUACGUAUUUUAUAAUACUAUUUAAAUUUAAAAAAAAAAUUUUGUACGAAAAUUUUGAAUAAUUGUUUUUUUCUAUUGAAAACUAAAUUUUGUAUUAAAUUAAGAAAAUAAUUAAAUAAUUAAUUAUAUAGUUAUAGUAAUUAAUAGUGAAUCUAUAAAAUAGUUCAUUGUAAAAGAAUUUUUAAAAAUUAGUUUUUAAGUACAUUUACAAUUUCUAAAAACAAACAACAACAAGUGAAAAUGUUUACUUUGAGUAAAGUUUCACCAUGUAUUUAAUUUUGUUAUGUUUAUUAUUACUUUUUUUGUUUUAAUUAUAUAUAAAAAUAAAAAAAUUGUACUCUUU
Molecule: messenger RNA, 4291 nt
Organism: Lucilia cuprina (Australian sheep blowfly)
Lineage: Eukaryota; Metazoa; Arthropoda; Insecta; Diptera; Calliphoridae
Gene: dl
Product: embryonic polarity protein dorsal
Exons: 5
Coding region: 342-3377 (1011 amino acids)
Biological process (GO): cellular response to stress; innate immune response; regulation of transcription by RNA polymerase II
Cellular component (GO): nucleus; cytoplasm
Molecular function (GO): DNA binding; DNA-binding transcription factor activity
Source: RefSeq, a predicted model, not a curated record